AUGGAUGAUCGUCGUGGACUUGAUCUGAAUGAAGUAGCAAUUGAGGCUUUGAGUGAUUCAGAAAAUUUGGAAAAGGGUGGUUUAUCUGGCAGUAAUGCAAGGAUGACAAGCAGCGGUGAUGUAAGAAAAGAAGCAGAUGGUAGUAAGCAUGCAAGCGGUAGCAACACAAAUGUAUCUGCUGAUACAAAAGCUGAAACUGGACAAACAUUGUCGAGUGAUGACUCAGAAGGUGGUGAUGAUGAUGAUGACGAAGAAGUCCAGUCAACACCAUGUAGUCAAACUAACAUCCAGACACCUUACCCAGGCAUGAUGUUUGAAUCUUGGGACGAGGCAAAGUUGCACUACAACAGAUAUGCUCAUCAAGUUGGUUUUUCCAUCAAGUGUAGUACAUCGAAGAACUCGACCAUUGAUGGACAGAAGGACAAGCAGCUUUUUGUUUGCAACAAGAGUGGGAAAAAUGAGGAUAUAAAUCAACUAGAUGUACCUCCAGUUAGGCAAAGGAACCGGAGCAUCACUAAGAAAACAGAAUGCAAGGCUCGUAUGAGAGUAAGAAGGAAAGGGAAGAAGUGGCAUGUAACAUACUUCAUUGAGGAGCACAAUCACAAAUUAAUAAAGAAAUUCUCGUUGAAGAAGUACUUAAGGUCUCAUAAAGGAAUUCCUAAGGAGGAAAAGGAUUUUGUAAGACUAUUGCGUAAGGUCAGUCUCUCAGCAGGAAGGAUCAUGCGAAUUAUGGUAGAAGUAUAUGGAGGUCUAGGCAAUGUUCCGUACGACAGUAAAGAUGUGAGCAACUUAAUGUCUAAGAUAGAUAACGAGCACUCACAUAAAGACAUGUCGCUGCUGUUAGCUCACUUUGCAAGGAUUAAGAAGGAUGAUCCUGAUUUCUACUUCAACUUACAUACUGAUCUUGCAGACAAGGUUGACCGCAUAUUCUGGGUGGAUGGAGCUGCUAUAGCUGCAUACAAAAACUAUAGCGACUGCUUGUCAUUUGACACUACCUACAUGACCAAUAUGUAUGGCAUGCCCUUUGCCCCAUUCGUUGGUAUUAACCGAUAUGGUCAAACUAUACAACUAGGCUGCGGUUUCCUUCGGAACGAGAAUGUUGAGAGUUUUGUAUGGCUUUUUGAGGAGUUUCUUGAAGCUAUGGGUGGCGUCCAACCGCAAAACAUCAUAACUGAUCAAGAUGCAGCCAUGCGAACUGCUAUUCUGGAAAAAUUUCCUGAUUGUUGUCACAGGAACUGUAGGUGGCACAUUAUGCAAAAUGCGCAACCUGUACUUGGUAAUUUCAUGUCUAAGCAUGAGGAUCUAAGGAAUGAAUUGAAUGAAAUUAUUGACUACAGCAUGUCAGUUGAGGAAUUUGAAGGUAGGUGGGCAGAUAUGAUAGCCAAACACAAUGUUGCGGACAACACAGAUUUGAGUGACCUCUAUCGUAUCAGACGUACAUUUGUCCCUGCCUACUUUAUGGACCGGUUCUUCCCGUUCCUACAGACUACUGCUCGCAGUGAGGGUUUCAAUGCUGUUUUGAAAAGGUACAUUGACCCGCACAAUAGCCUGCACAAUUUCUUUGAACAGUACUUGAAGUUGCAGGAAAAAAUUGAUGUAUCAGAGGACUCUGUUGAGUUUAAGGAUGAAGAUAAAACUGUUAGGGUCUGGGGAGAUUUCCCUCUGGAAGAGCAAGCUUUGAAUGUUUAUACACGACCCAUAUACUUACGUUUCCAUGCUGAGAUUCGGAAAGUGACAUCCUACAAUGUACAACAGCUUGAUGCAGAAAAAUUUGAUGUUGUUCCAAUUAAGCCUUCAGUCUUUGGUUAUGGGCGGAAAAGAUACAGGGUUGACGCUAACUUUGACGGCGUAAACUUACGAUUAUGGAGAGUACCCCAGGAAACAAUCGUGGUGGAAAAGAUGGAUUUGCCUCAAGUGCCAGCUGAUAGGAAAAUGAAUAACAAAGAAAGGCAGUUGCUACGGUAUGGAACGUUAUGCAAUGAUUUUACAAGUGUAGCCAAAAUUGCAUGUACUUCAGAGAAAGCAACAGCUGUAGCAGAUAAAUACAUCGCCGCUCUGGAGAAGGAGUUGAAAGCAAUGAAAGCUUCCGAUAGUGGUGAUCCUGGACAAGGAAGUUCUUCCAGAUUUGAUCAUGUUGAGGAUCCUGUGUACACUACCACUAAAGGGUGUCCAGGAGAAAAAAGAAAGAAAUCUGGUCUCCACUUGAAAUCUUCUAAAUCCGUGAAGUGCACUGUUUGUGGUUCUAUUCAUCACACUGCAGCUACAUGCCCCUCAAAGCUUACCCCAGGGCCAGAGCAAAAGGAAAUAGACUUUUUCCGUGACAUGGUGUAG
Lolium perenne is the source of this 2331-nucleotide messenger RNA. The record is from RefSeq and is a predicted model, not a curated record. NCBI's taxonomy places the organism in Eukaryota, Viridiplantae, Streptophyta, Magnoliopsida, Poales, Poaceae.